GUUAAAAUGUAAAUAUUGCAAAAUACAUGCAAUAAAGCGUUGUAUUACACAGGGUGUAUGAGCCAGCUAGUGAGGUGAGGUGUUUUAGCCAGCUAAUCUAUAAUUUUAAUAAGCUAUUGUAUAUUUGUAUGCACCAAAAAACAAACAAACACACAUGGUUAAAUGAGACCAUCUACACCACAUGACAUACUGGAGCCAAGCCCUGUAGUUUGUGGUUACAGAUUACUAUCCUGUCAAUCCUGGCAGACAGAGAAAAAAAAACUUAUUUGUACUGUACUGUGAAUGUUUGUUUUGUUUGCUGGGAGAACAGCAUAAGACUGGUGUGGGUUUAAUUUGAAAUAUAUGUACAUUGCAUUUUUUUUUAAAGUUAAACCCUUUGUUAACCUCCACAUUGUCCAAAAUACUGAGGGCAUGUUUUAGUAAAAUGUGUUAUUUUUGUGUAUUUCAACAUGUAAACUAAUAAAAAGAAACGUAGACUGGGUGUGUUUUCUUCCUGCGCCACUUGGGGCGCUGCCGGGCACGUUCAGGCAGACUGAUCAUAUGACACCGUCCCACUUCCCUUCCUAGCUGGACACAACGCCACAUCUGACAGGGAGGGAGAGACAGAUACAACCACAGGGGAGUGUGAACACCGACCUCAAGAUGCUGGCACUAAUAAACCGGCUUCUGGACUGGUUCAGGUCUCUGUUCUGGAAGGAGGAGAUGGAGCUGACGCUGGUUGGCCUCCAGUACUCGGGGAAAACAACAUUUGUAAACGUGAUCGCUUCUGGGCAUUUCAGUGAAGACAUGAUCCCUACAGUUGGAUUCAACAUGAGGAAGGUCACCAAAGGAAACGUCACCAUCAAGAUCUGGGAUAUAGGUGGGCAGCCGAGGUUCAGGAGCAUGUGGGAGCGGUACUGUCGGGGAGUUAAUGCAAUCGUGUACAUGGUUGAUGCAGCAGAUCGAGAAAAGAUGGAGGCAUCUAGAAAUGAGCUUCACAAUUUAUUAGACAAACCUCAGUUGCAAGGAAUUCCUGUGUUGGUACUUGGUAACAAAAGGGAUCUUCCCAGUGCUUUAGAUGAGAAGCAGCUCAUUGAAAAAAUGAAUCUCGCAGCUAUUCAGGACAGAGAGAUAUGCUGCUACUCCAUUUCCUGCAAAGAGAAAGACAACAUUGAUAUCACACUUCAGUGGCUCAUCCAGCACUCAAAAUCCCGGAGGAGCUGAAAAAGCAGGAGUUCUUUUUCCAGCUGUGUUUGCCAUGUUGCUGUCACGCCACACCCCCCGUCACUCUGCGAUUAUCUACAGUCUUAUCUUCAACUCACAUGCUGCUGAUGUUCUGCUCGUGUCACACAAUGUUUUCUCCCCCACGUUUCACCCUGUGAUCUUUCACAAACCCUGAGCAAUGCACUACUAAAAAUGUGAUUCUGAGACCAAAUUUAAGAUGCGUAAUUGGCAUUAUACGUCUUACAUGGAGUAAGAACCUAAUUUCUGAGCUACCUUUUACCAUUCAGGCCCUACCUGGUUGAUCAUACCCAUUGGUUUAUAACACUAAUCUUGGGUAUACACCCUCCUGAAGAAGGGUUGAUUCUGUCAAACAGGCCUAGCAUAACGGGAAAUGUUCCUCACACAGUCAGAUAUGAUGCCAGGAGAUGGCUGAUGUGGACAUGCAGGUUUUCCCCAUUUAUGUCGAGCUCUGUGCUGCGAUUGUCUUUGAUGACUGUCACCUUUCAUUUUGAUCAUCAUUAGAUGAUUGUUUCAUCUUUCAAGGACAAGUCUAUUGUUUUAGAAAACUGUGCAUUUAAGCAAUUGAAGCAGGUCUGUACAAAUAUCAUGCUAGUAUGAUUUUUACUGAUGUGAGAUGUGCGUGUAUGAAUAUAUGAUUCUAUUUAAAGUCUGAAUGUACUAAAAGUAUUUAGCUGUACGGGGUUGUGCGGUUCAUAUUGGCCUCUGUUUAUAAGUAGCCUCAGUGGAUUGAUGUCCUUUGUGCUGCCUCGAGGCUGAGAGAGUGGCAGAAUUUAAAGUGCCUUGUGCAAUGUCUCUCACCUCUGAAGAAAAGCAGCGUGCAAGGUGUGCCUACCUGAGUAGAGUGGGGGGAAAAAACACCACUUCAAUAUAUUCAAGAAAUAAAAAGGCAUGCUUUUUAAUUUA
Messenger RNA from Micropterus dolomieu (smallmouth bass), 2127 nucleotides. It is a transcript of the gene arl8ba, whose product is annotated as ADP-ribosylation factor-like 8Ba. Lineage: Eukaryota; Metazoa; Chordata; Actinopteri; Centrarchiformes; Centrarchidae. Gene Ontology annotation, molecular function: GTPase activity; GTP binding. The coding region runs from base 643 to 1203 and encodes 186 amino acids. Gene Ontology annotation, cellular component: lysosomal membrane. The transcript has 7 exons. The record is from RefSeq and is a predicted model, not a curated record. Gene Ontology annotation, biological process: protein transport; anterograde axonal transport.